UGCAGUGCACUGAGAGCCGCCGAGGAGGGCCCCCGGAGAUGGCCCGGCCAUGCUUCGGCUGAGCCUCGGACCCCGUCGCCUCCACCAGUGGCCUCACUGAAGAGGGGAGCACGAGGCGCCGCCCCUUAACAGAGAGAGGUUUCCGAGCAGGCGGCCCCGGCCUCGGCCCGAACCAUGGCGGACUUCUCUCCCGCGCUGUCUCUGCGGGAAGGUGGCCCCCGCGCGGCCAGGCAGCCGGCCCUGGCGCCCUCGCCGCCUCCGCCCCGCUCCCGAUCGGGCUCCGAGUCGGAGGAGGCCGAGCUAUCUCUGAGCCUGGCCCGCACCAAGACCCGCUCUUAUGGCAGCACUGCCAGCGUGCGGGCGCCUCUGGCCGCCGCCGUGUGCGAGCGCCAAGUGCAGCACCGGGUGUGCGCCGGGGACACGCUUCAGGGCAUCGCACUCAAGUACGGAGUCACGAUGGAGCAAAUAAAAAGGGCCAAUAAACUAUUUACCAAUGAUUGUAUUUUUCUGAAGAAAAUUCUGAAUAUCCCCAUUAUAUCAGAAAAACCUUUAUUCAAUGGACUUAAUUCACUUGAGUCACCUGAAAAUGAAACUGUGGACAGCAGCCAUCUUUCUCAGGAGGAAGAGGCGGUGGAAGUCCAAGAAGAGGACAUCUCACCUGUUUCUCAGGACUCUGCUAUCCAGCCCAUUCAGCCUGAAGAAGUGUCUGCCAAAGAUUUUCUACAGAGACUAGAUUUGCAGAUCAAGUUGUCAACACAGGCAGCCAAAAAACUAAAAGAUAACAGGGAUGAUGAUGAUGAUAGUCCUUAUGCAACAUCCCUCUACCACAGUUAAAUGAUUAUUACACUUGGAAUAAGAAGCAUUUGGAUUUUAAAGAAGACAACUGAAGACGCAGAAGGGUAUCUUUUGAAUUCCCAUUGCAGAUUUCUUAAAGUCAUGCAGGGCUCAUUUCACUGAUUAUAUUUGCACUGAAAUUCUUUAUCUUUUUCUGCCUUCUGUAACUUGAUAUCCUCAUUAUGGCAUGAUAAGUAAAAUCAUAUCCCUGAGCUCAUUCUUUUGUAGGAUGGCUUGAUCUUUAGGCUACCUUUUGUAAAUACUUAAAAUAAAACAUUAAAAAAGCACUUCCCUAUAGAAAUAUUCAAGGUAAAAAACAUUACUUAUCUUUGGAAAAUCUAAUGGAAAAUAAUUGCCUUUUAGUGA
Molecule: messenger RNA, 1200 nt
Organism: Gracilinanus agilis (Agile Gracile Mouse Opossum)
Lineage: Eukaryota; Metazoa; Chordata; Mammalia; Didelphimorphia; Didelphidae
Gene: LYSMD2
Product: LysM domain containing 2
Exons: 3
Coding region: 175-834 (219 amino acids)
Source: RefSeq, a predicted model, not a curated record